CAUCGCUCAGUUCCUCUUCAGCUUCAGUGUUCGCCUCUAAAAACAAGUCCUUGGUUUUCACUGAGAGCAGCCCUCCUAUUGACCAGGGAAAUGGCUGAUCGUAUGGCCCUCGACUGGAUGAGCAGCAGGCUGAGGCUGUGUGACCUCAGCACCGGCACGGUAUCGCAGCCUGAACAAGACAAGGCUCUGAGGGAAGCAAUUUUCGACUGCCAGUCAUGCCCCCCACCUGCAUACUGCAGGUCAUCUGUUCUGAGCUCACUGAAAACAUAUACCUGCAUCCUGAAGCGGGUUGAGGGUGAGCAUUCUGAGGGGAGGGUGGUGCAAUCAGAUCAAUAUCCCCCAGAAUUCAGUGCCACUGCAGGGGCUGCGAGAGACAGUGUUUACAGGUUUGCCCACUCCUUGGCUGAAGACAUCCUGCAAUCAGCCAGAGGUCAAUGGGAGAUGGUGAUGGCCAGGAGCCCCCGUGGACCCUUAGGAAACCCUGAGACACUGAGUUCUGACAUCGUCCAAUCGGCACUGAAGGAAGCAGCCAGAGAGGGGGACCCCCAGAGCCCUUGGUGCCCUCGGCGCCGGUCAAAAUCGGCCCCAGAUCCACGGGGGCGUGUCUUGCAGUCUGUGGGGGAGGAGUUUGCGGAGCAGGGCUCUGGAGGUGGGGAGGCUGAGGUGCUCCCUGGUGCCUGCCCAUGGUUCUGCUCAGGCUUGCCCCCUGGUGGCCAAUCCUGCUGCUCAAUCCUGGCCCAUUCUGGCCUUCCCAGCAGGGGCUCCCUCGAUUACCCUGACGCACCCCCGACCACCCCCCUUCUACCAGAGAUGAUAAAGAGCCGUGCCAGUUUCCAGAGAAGGCUCAAAGGUGGCCUGGCAAAAGAGUUCAUGCCAUCACCUCCGCCUCCUACCCCAAAAGACCAGCCCAGCCACUCCCCGACCGGUGGCCCUGUUGCCGGGGACGACAGAGAGGAGUUUGUGGCCCGGCUCAUGCGCUCCCUGUCUCUGGAAUGCUCCGAGGGAGGAGAGCUGGAAAUGGAGGAGAGAGCCCAGAAUUCUGGGAGCGGCCCCGAGGGGACUCCCGCAGGACUGUUGGACUACGCAGCCCAGCUGUCGGCCGAGAUCAUCUGCUCAGUCACCGCAGAAUGUGAGGCGCGCUCAGGCGGCCAAGUCAAAGCAGGGACCCCACCCGAACGCCUCCUCCACGCGGUUGAGAGAUGGACGGAGGAGGUCAUCGAGGAGUCCUUGCUGGAGAUAAUGGCCAAGGAGGCCAGACAGAGGGCUGCAGACGGACGUCCAGCGAAAGCCCGGCACACCGCUGCAAUGCAGCGGCCAAGCUGCUCUGAGGUGUCACCAGACGAGGGGCUGGAGCGCAGGCUUAAGGAUGUGGUUUCUGUAUCCGGCCUGGAUGACGAGUCCAUGCUGUGGGACGGGAGCCAGACGUCCACGGCCUCCCGGGGGGAGGCUCUGAAUGCUUUCGCCGGCAGGCUGGUCUCCGAUACUCUGCGCUGGGCUCUCAGAGAGCUGGGGAGGCCCGCCCUCCACUGCCACCCGGAUCCGGUGCGGGAGAUGGCGGAGGAGCUGUGCCAGGGCAUAGUGGCGCAGGCUGUUCAUGCCGCGGCGCUGCAGCACGGCGCUCGCCAACCUCCUGGCAGCCCGGCGGAAAGAUGCAGCCCUGGCAGCCGCAAACCCGGCGCAGGGGGCGCUCUGUCCCACUCGAUCGACCCCUCCUACGUCGAGGCCUUAGCCGAGGCAGUGGUCAGGGACUCCGUGCGGGAGGCCAUGAGACGCCAGCUCCGCAUGUGUAAGGGAAGCGGCUGGAUGAGGUCAGAGGUCAGGGCGGUGCUGGACACGCAGGCACACAGCGGAAUACAGGCGCUGCAGGGAGCGCUUCUGUGGGCUGCUGCCUCCAGCGUGGGGACCUCUGCCCUGCAGCUCGCACUGCCUGACACACGGCUUCAAACCCAGUUUUCCACAGUGGCCCAGAGGGCACAGCUGAUUGGCUGGACGGUGGGAGACCUGAUGACAUCAGUGCUGCAGUACUGUGAGCUGGCAGAGCAGUUGGCCAGCAGAGGGCACAGUCCAGACAUUCCGCUGCUGAAGUGCCUACAAGAGCAACUAGAAGGAAAUGAAGCAAUGGAGCAAUGA
Megalops cyprinoides (Indo-Pacific tarpon) is the source of this 2130-nucleotide messenger RNA. RefSeq lists its product as uncharacterized. Gene Ontology annotation, molecular function: protein kinase A binding. NCBI's taxonomy places the organism in Eukaryota, Metazoa, Chordata, Actinopteri, Elopiformes, Megalopidae. The record is from RefSeq and is a predicted model, not a curated record. Gene Ontology annotation, cellular component: cytoplasm. The transcript has 4 exons. The coding region runs from base 91 to 2130 and encodes 679 amino acids. Gene Ontology annotation, biological process: intracellular protein localization.